UACCCCCCUAAAAUUUAGUUGGCUAGUAGUUCCGAACUGAAUCCUUCAUGGAAUCGGUACCUAACAUGAGCAGUAACUUAUCGGCGGCGGAGCGCCCCAGGUUGUUCACGGCGUCACAGUGGCAGGAGCUGGAGCGGCAGGCUUCCAUCUUCAAGUUCUUGAAGGCUGGAGUCCCCGUCCCUCGUGACCUCCUCACCAGCAUCAUUUUUCCCAGCUUCCUCUCCCAACAAAAUUGUAUAACAGUCUUAAAGAUUCAAUCUCUCUUUCUUUCUUUUCCAAGUAUUGUAUAUUUUCCCCCAUUUUUAGUGGGAUAUUGUUCCUAUUAUGGGAAGAGGAUAGAUCCAGAGCCCGGUAGGUGCCGGAGGACAGAUGGCAAGAAGUGGAGGUGCUCAAAAGAUGCAUGUCCGGACUCCAAAUAUUGUGAGCGGCACAUGAAUAAAGGCCGCAUCCGUUCAAGAAAGCCUGUGGAAUUACAAAAUACUUCUCAGUCCUUACCAGCUGUGGCAUCAAAUAUUGCUACUGGGAGCAGCAGUGGACCUGGGAGCUUUCAACCCACACUCUUAAGCCAUAAUUCUCAAGCUCUGUCCUUUGGAAGCAAUCUGCCACAGAUGGAGAUGGAGCCUACACCAUAUGAAGUUUAUGCUAAGGAAUGCAGGUUUCUCUAUGGACUGAAGCCUGAAGCAGAAAUGAACAAUGGAGAAGCUCUGGAGGGUCUAGGUCAUAGGGGGGCAACAAAAAAUACGAAAGAGAGCACGUGGAACUUUGUGACAUCUCAAAUUCCAUCCCACUCCUUAACAGAGCCAAUUAGUGAUGAUUUUCUGCAAUAUGACUACCCCCAACUGCAGGUGCUCCAAGAUAUUGAACCACCAACUAUGUCCGAUGCAAUGCCAAAGCAGCAGCACCAGCAUUGCACCUUUGGCAGAGAUUACAGCUCUGUUUCGUAUACGAAGAAAGAAGUUCAGCAAUCACUUGAGCCAUAUCUUGAAGGUUGGCCUAGAAGUUUGGAUUUUGGUUCACAUGUUGAUGAGCAGAAGUCUAACAAGUUGCCUUCAAUCACAACAAAGCUAUCAAUCUCUACUCCAAUGGCUGGCUGCAAAUAUAAUAUGAGCAGUCAUCCUCAAAGGGAUGCUUGAAAGAAGUGCGUACAGCAACAUGCUCGGUUUGAAUGUGGCAUCCACAUCUAUGAAUCUUCCCUCCCUGUGGGUGAAACCAACUUUUAUUUUUAUUUUAUGUUUCUGCAUGUUCAAAUUGAAGAGUUAAACUGGAAAUGUAUGCUUAAGUUUUGUUUCAAGAGCAAAACACUGCUGAUCAAGGGAGUUAUUAGAAUCA
Tripterygium wilfordii is the source of this 1329-nucleotide messenger RNA. RefSeq names its product growth-regulating factor 4-like. NCBI's taxonomy places the organism in Eukaryota, Viridiplantae, Streptophyta, Magnoliopsida, Celastrales, Celastraceae. The transcript is spliced from 4 exons. Gene Ontology annotation, cellular component: nucleus. Gene Ontology annotation, molecular function: ATP binding. The record is from RefSeq and is a predicted model, not a curated record. Gene Ontology annotation, biological process: DNA-templated transcription; developmental process; regulation of DNA-templated transcription. The coding region runs from base 48 to 1133 and encodes 361 amino acids.